Vicia faba (fava bean) is the source of this 1290-nucleotide messenger RNA. Lineage: Eukaryota; Viridiplantae; Streptophyta; Magnoliopsida; Fabales; Fabaceae. The record is from the annotation of a GenBank genome assembly.
AUGCAGUUUUUCCUCAUUGCAACGGGUCUAAGCUUCGCGUAUUAUGCGCUCCCUGGUUAUCUUUUCGCGGUCUUAACAUUCUUCUCAUUGGUUUGCUACGUGUGGCCGAAUAAUGUAACAGCACAUCAAGUUGGAUCAGGUUACCAAGGACUUGGAGUCGGCGCCUUCACGUUUGAUUGGGCUGGAAUUUCUGCUUAUCAUGGCAGCCCUCUUGUUGCACCGUGGACUUCCAUUGUUAAUAUGGGAGUUGGAUUUGUCAUGUUCGUCUAUAUAAUUCUACUUAUAUGUUACUGGAAGUUUAACACUUUUGAUGCUAGGAAGUUUCCUAUAUUUUCUAAUCAGUUGUUCACUCACAGUGGACAAAAGUAUGACACUACUAAGAUCUUAACCAAGGAAUAUAAUCUUAACAUUGAUGCAUACAACAAAUAUAGCAAGUUAUACCUUAGUUCUCUCUUCACAUUAUCUAUUGGAUCAGUUUUCGCAAGGUUUACGGCAACCCUUACUCAUGUAGCGUUGUUUAAGGGCAGUAACAUAUUGAGACAAAGCCGAACAGCAAUGAGUAAUGUAAAACUGGAUGUGCAUGGUAGACUCAUGAAGGCUUAUAAGACAGUACCAGAAUGGUGGUUCCUCAUUGUAUUAUUUGGGAGCAUGGCAUUAUCCAUAAUAAUGUCUUUAGUGUGGAAAGUGGAUGUUCAACUUCCAUGCUGGGGUAUGCUCUUAGCUUUUGCCUUAGCAUCUGUUGUAACCCUCCCAAUUGGUGUCAUCCAAGCUAACUACCAACCAGGUAUUUCAUCCAUCUCUAGUAUACAACUUGGAUAUGACAUGAUAGCACACUUCAUGAUUGGGUAUAUCCCUCCUGGAACACCAAUUGCAAAUUUGAUCUUCAAGAUUUAUGGUAGAAUCACCACCGCCCAUGCACUCUCUUUCUUGUCAGAUAGCAAACUAGGGCACUACAUGAAAAUUCCUCCCCGAUGCAUGUUUAUAGCACAGUUGGUGGGAACUCUAGUUGCUGGAGUCCAAUGUUGGAUAGCAUUAAGGACAUUUGCAUGGACGAUGAAGCUCACCUUCCUGUUUGUGUUCCGCUCCUACAAACGUUGGUGGCAGAAAUACAAUUAUGUUUUAUCAGUGACGCUUGACACAGGCACGGCUCUUAUGGCUGUUUUGAUUUUCUUUGCUCUGCAAAAUGCCGGCCACAGUUUCAAAUGGUGGGGAACUAAAAUAGACUAUUGCCCAUUGGCUUCUUGCCCUACUGCACCAGGAAUUAUAGUUGAUCGUUGUCCUGUAUUCUAA